AUGGAGCUCGAUAUGAUGACGCGACCGUAUGCGCCCACAAUACAGGGGUCCUCGGCCAGGUGGCCGAGGUCGGAUGCCCUCGACUUGUACUCCAUCAUCCCCUAUGCAGAGGAUUACCAAGCUCGCGCAGAUGCAAGAAGAUGCUUCACCACCAGUGAGUCGAUAUGCAAGGUAACUUGGACCGAUGUUGAUGGGGGCGACCUAGUGACCGAGAGGACUUUGAGCUCCUUGGAGGAGCUCCGCAGCCAUAGAAGUCUUCAUGGGGCCCAGAGAGGCGGGUUGAGAAUCAUAUCCAUCAACCAGCGCAAUUCUUGGAGACCGCUCAACGUGACUCGAGACGUCUUUGAGGAAGUCGUCGAUAUCAUUGACGCCUCGUCGGACUUGCUGGAGUUGCCCCUGUCUUUCUUCCAAAAGAGCAUCGCGGUCGAGGAAGGCUUCACCAGCGCCCCUAUUCUAAAGCUCAGUGCCGACUCACUCGAAAUCAUUUACAUCAUCAAAUACGCCUUUGAGAAACCACUGGAUGAGAAGGGGAAAGAUCCCUGGGUGCUACGACAAACUGGGGUGUACCAAAAAUACGACUUCGCAACCAAAAGCAACACCUGGCUCUUCCUCAAUCCAACUGUCGACUGUCGAUUCCAAGACCGUCUGAAGCGCUAUCUUCUAUCCCCGGCAGAGCGUGCCUCACUGCGGCGCAAUCCCCUCCUCGUUCACAGCAUCCUAUUCGGGACUUUUUUUUCUGCUUGGAGAGAUUAUCUGAAGCACCUAGAGGGACGGAUGCUUCCCAUUGCCAACACCACGGUGGCAGCUGAAAUUGACAAGCCGCUGCGGGUGAACCACGAGUCGUUGACGGCGGUUCGCAGCACCGAGAAUCGAUGUUUGGCUCUGCAGCCCAUAUUCCGGUCGCUUGACAAAACCUUUGAGGUGUUGCACCAAGCCAACGCCGCCCUUGCAGAUCGCGGUGCGACCGAAAAAUAUGACGUGCAGAUGAUGAAGCAGCUGCUUAACAACUACUCAUCCACGGUAAGCUCAUACGGUCAGGCGGCAUGGUCACUGCAGAGCCGCACUUCACGGAUCGCGGCACAUAUUACCGACACGCUGUCAUUCAAAGAUGCAUAUAUCUCAAAGCGGCAGACCGAGUUCAUGCUGCGGGACUCAACCACCGUCCGUGUCAUAACGGUCGUAACGUUGGUGUAUCUCCCGGCUACCUUCAUGGCUACUCUCCUCGGAAUGAACUCAUUCUUUGAAAUGGACGAGAGUCGAAAUGUCGUUGUAUCCCCGCAAUUCUGGAUCUACAUCGUCUGCUCGGUCCCGCUCACGGCUGCAACGCUGUGUUACUGGUGGUACUUCCAGAAGGCCAAACAGCGGACUGAGCGAUCCACUACCGAAGCAUUAAUGGUGUAA
This is a messenger RNA of Aspergillus mulundensis, 1401 nucleotides long. RefSeq lists its product as uncharacterized. The coding region runs from base 1 to 1401 and encodes 466 amino acids. Lineage: Eukaryota; Fungi; Ascomycota; Eurotiomycetes; Eurotiales; Aspergillaceae. The transcript is spliced from 6 exons. The record is from RefSeq and is a predicted model, not a curated record.